Messenger RNA from Punctularia strigosozonata HHB-11173 SS5, 669 nucleotides. Its product is annotated as SET domain-containing protein. Gene Ontology annotation, molecular function: protein binding; histone H4K20 methyltransferase activity. The record is from RefSeq and is a predicted model, not a curated record. NCBI's taxonomy places the organism in Eukaryota, Fungi, Basidiomycota, Agaricomycetes, Corticiales, Punctulariaceae. The annotation marks the transcript as partial. Gene Ontology annotation, cellular component: nucleus. The transcript is spliced from 5 exons.
AUGGACCCCAGCCGCCGCCUGCCGAAGACGAGCGCGGACGACCUGCUCGCGAUCGUGCGACGCCUCGUCCUGUCUCGGUCCUCCAUCUCGAACUCCAUACGCCGCGCCGUCGACGAACUGCUUCGACUCAAGCCCGUCCGGUACUAUCUGCAGUCCUACGACCAGAAGCAGAUCAACGCCUUUGCCACUCACGCGUCGCGCUACUUCGAGCUGUACUCUCCCUCGGGAUCGAUCGAGAUCGCGCACACGUCGCGCUACUCGCAGUACACCGGCAAGUCGGAGCUCUGCAUCCUCGCGACGCGGCCCAUGGCCGUCGGCUCGGUCAUCAACGAGCUCAAGGGGUCCAUGGCCGACCUCACGGAGGAGGAGGACCGGGAGCUGAAGCGGACCGAUCGCCGGAACACGGACGGCGGGAUCCGCCGCGAUUUCAGCGUCAUCCACUCGAGGCAGAUGAAGAAGAACCACCUUUUCUUGGGCCCCGCUCGAUUUGUGAACCAUGAUUGCGACCACAAUGCGGAGCUUUUUCGCGAUGGGCGGUAUAUCACCUUCCGAGUUCGGAAGCCUAUCAACGUCGGUGACGAGAUCACGGCACACUACGGUGACAGCUACUUCGGGCGCAGAAACAGGUACUGUCUCUGCGAAACUUGCGAAAAGAAUGGUCGCGGCGGG